Penicillium daleae is the source of this 1035-nucleotide messenger RNA. RefSeq names its product ribonuclease H2 catalytic subunit RNH201. NCBI's taxonomy places the organism in Eukaryota, Fungi, Ascomycota, Eurotiomycetes, Eurotiales, Aspergillaceae. Gene Ontology annotation, biological process: mismatch repair; DNA replication, removal of RNA primer. Bases 1 to 1035 code for a protein of 344 amino acids. Gene Ontology annotation, molecular function: RNA binding; RNA-DNA hybrid ribonuclease activity. Gene Ontology annotation, cellular component: ribonuclease H2 complex. The transcript has a single exon. The record is from RefSeq and is a predicted model, not a curated record.
AUGGGCAAGCACACCAUCGUCGACGCAGCUGAAGAUGCCAUGUCCUUUAUUCCUCCCAGUAUAGACACUGCCCAUCUACUCUCGGGAGACUCGUACGCCUACUACACGCCUUGUCCAGCUGGAAUUACACCUUACGACAAGUCCUCUACAACUCCACAGACGACAGAGCCUACACCAUGUGUCCUCGGCGUUGACGAAGCUGGCCGUGGUCCAGUCCUGGGUCCCAUGGUCUACGGUGCCUUUUAUUUGCCUCUUGAGCUACACCAUUCCCUACUGGCGCAAGAACACAGCUUCGACGACAGCAAAGUCCUCACGCCUGCCGUACGCGCCAAUUUGAUGCGCUUGAUCAAUACGCCUGGCGAGAAUCUAUACGAGUCCUGUGGAUAUGCAAUCAAGGUGCUGUCUGCGCGUGAUAUCGGCGCCGGAAUGAUGAAACCAGGCACCGCAGUCUACAACCUCAAUGCGCAAGCCAUGGACGCCACAAUUGAGAUUAUUCGCGGCGUACUUCAAGAUCGUGCUGUCAAUGUACAAGAGAUCUAUAUCGAUACUAUCGGCAACCCUGCUACAUACCAGGCCAAACUUGAGCGGAUUUUCCCAUCUAUUAAAAUCACCGUGGCAAAAAAGGCGGACUCGCUGUAUCCCUGUGUGAGUGCGGCCAGUGUGGCUGCCAAAGUGACGCGUGAUGUUGCGUUGGAAGUCUUGUACGAGUCCGUCCUCAAGGCGCAACAGCUUGAAGACGGUUCCACGCCCCCUGAAAGUUGGGGCAGUGGCUACCCUUCGGAUUCCAAGUGUGUCGGGUGGCUCCGACGGAACAUGGAUCCUGUUUUUGGCUGGGGCAGCGAAUGUCGCUUCAGCUGGGGUACUGCGAAGGAAAUGCUCGAGCAGAAGGGCGGAGCCCGAGUGGAUUGGCCUGCAGAUGACGAUGAGGGGAAUGGCAUGCUAAGUGAUUUUCUCCUGGCAUCUGGGCCCGGAAAAGGGUCGAGCAAGGAUGGGUUGCGGGACUGGUUCGGACAACGACAAGCAGAGAUUAUAUGA